GUCUGACGUGACGUUUCAAUAUUUCAUUUUUGUACUUUUGUAGGUUAUAGUUGCAUUUCCGUAAUAAUUGCACAUAAAUGUUUCCUUUAAGCAUUGUGGUAUUAAAAUGUCUUCAGCAUUAGUACGACAGGCUCUGGAACUCGUCGACCAAGAAGACAGCGGCGAGGCGAAGCGUGGUGGGCGCCGAGCGCGGCCGCGACACGCGGGUCAAGAUCACCGGCAGUUGUACAAGAGUAAGAGCAAGAAGGCUCCGGCGCCGGCGCGGAGUCAGGAGCAGCAGGUGCAGGACAACGUCAACAAGUUGCUGAAGCUGUCCGCGCGCGCCGCACACCCCAGCGUCGCCGACAAGAUAGUGGAGCGCGCAGUGAGACGCAAGCCGCUCGCCGACUCCACAGAGGAGAAGCAAGACGAUCACAAGUCCAUACUGUUCCCCGAGACAGAGACCUUCCAGGACUUCGAGAAGGAACUCUUCUGCAGUUAGAUCACCACUCACGCAUUCACAAGUGUUAAGCGAGUCUAUGCGUUACUGCUAGUGGCGCAAGGUCGAGAUUGGUUUGAUGCCGAUAUAUGGACAUACCUGAUGCGCUGG
Helicoverpa zea (corn earworm) is the source of this 589-nucleotide messenger RNA. RefSeq lists its product as uncharacterized. The record is from RefSeq and is a predicted model, not a curated record. The transcript has 4 exons. Bases 107 to 481 code for a protein of 124 amino acids. Lineage: Eukaryota; Metazoa; Arthropoda; Insecta; Lepidoptera; Noctuidae.